AUGAAUAAUCUUAAAAAAAUCUUUAUAAUGUUGACUUUUACACUACCAAGACGCAAAAAGACUGAACCAAUGUUAUUAUGGUGGACUAAAGUUGUUGUUUCAAUAAUCCUUUUAAGUGGAUUAAUUGUAUAUAUAUAUGUUUUAAUCGAUUUGAUUAAAAAGGAUGAGCCUUCAAUUCAAUAUACUACUACUAAGUUAGACUCUCAACGACCACUUCCAGCAUUUAGUUUUGGUAUGGUUGAUCAAAAUGUAACAAUACAUUGCGCUACUGUCAUGCCUAUUAAUGAUGAUGAUGUUCAUACUAAGAGGGAAAAUUGUUCCACCAGUUUUAAAUUGGUUGACAGAGAAGGUUCUAGAUAUUACAAAUUUACUCCUAUUAAUAAUAGCCGUCUGUUGUUCCUUCAUUGGAAUCAUACUGGAAAUGGCAUUAGUGUUAUUACAUUUGGUGGAGAGUUAGAUGAUAUCAGAGAUAAUUAUCCAGGUCAAACUAACCUCCAAAAUUAUAUAGAUUUUCUCCAAAGUAACCGAGUGAUUAUUCAAGAAAACAAAGAAAAUGAUUUUUUUAUUGAAUGGACUAGAAGAAAAUACUUAAUUCGUGAUUGGACAAAUUAUUUAGGUUUUCCUAAUCAUCAUGUUUCACUUCAUAUUGCAGAACCAAUAGUAUCAACACAUACAACAAGUUCUUAUGAAAACCAGACUACAGUAUACAUUAUACCAUAUGGUUAUACAAAUAAUUAUUUUGAAACUGUUGAAACAGAAAAAAGAUUUGAAACUGUCUUGAGCAAUAUUGGUCCACUUGGAGGUGCAAUUAGCUUACUGUUAGGAAUUUAUGCUAUUUUAUUUGGUGGAUCACUCCUGAACCCUUGGGGAAUCUUUCAAAACCAUUGUUGCAAGUAUAAGUCAAGAUCAAAAAGAAAGCUUUUGAAGAAUUUGUCAGUGAUUCCUUUGACCGAAAAAAACCAAUUAUAUUAUGAAAAGUCUAAAGAUCUAGAUAUUAUCUCUCUUAGAUUCAAUUCUUUGGAAACAAUUCUAAGAGAGUAUAUUAUAAACGCAGAUUUCCUUGAUGAAUUGGAGACUGAAAAAAUUGAUAUUGGUAUUGAUGAGAGUAAUAGAUAA
This is a messenger RNA of Entrophospora sp. SA101, 1116 nucleotides long. NCBI's taxonomy places the organism in Eukaryota, Fungi, Glomeromycota, Glomeromycetes, Entrophosporales, Entrophosporaceae. The record is from the annotation of a GenBank genome assembly.